CGUUAUACCUAUACAAAAUCCAGUUCCUCGCUCCAUAUCCCACAUGGUUGACGAACACCGAAUGGAGACAAUACUUGAGGGCGCCGGAUGCAAUAUCGAUCCAGAACAUAGGACUGUAGGCGGGUUCAUAGACCAACUCGCGAAGCUGCUUAAAUACUCUGUGAUCGAAGGAAAGCUUACGUUCGAAGGGCCAGCUCCCGUUCACUGCGAGUGCAGGCUACUCGCUGAAGUCCACGGCCGUGCAGCGAUACAAUACAUCGGUGUUUCGAAGCUUUCGUGCGGUUUUUGCGACAUCUACUUCGAGGCUUAUCGGCAAGCGACAGGUGUAAAUAUCUUUACGAGCGGCACCCAUAGCCAGACCUCUCCAUGGAUAUUUCCGCGGAUCGAAGAAUCUGAGCUCGACUCCACCAUCGAGGAACGCGUUCGCUCGAAGCUUCUCGAUAAGAUUAACAGAGGUUGGAAGUUAUAUAGCCGAGCCUCUUUAUCUUCGCAGAGCACUGAUGCGUCCGAGAAAGAUAUGGGACCAUGGACUACGAUAUAUGAUGAAAAAGCACUCAGAGAAGAGGCUAUGGCCGAGAUGAGACAACUAGGCUAGUCCUGGACAAUACGUCGGGAUCGCGCGGACAGAAUCAUUUGUACCGUAAAUAGUAAUACUGC
Messenger RNA from Coniophora puteana RWD-64-598 SS2, 657 nucleotides. RefSeq lists its product as uncharacterized. The record is from RefSeq and is a predicted model, not a curated record. Lineage: Eukaryota; Fungi; Basidiomycota; Agaricomycetes; Boletales; Coniophoraceae. Bases 44 to 595 code for a protein of 183 amino acids. The transcript has 3 exons.